AUGGCUUCCUUUUCAGUUCGCGUUGAAAAGUUCGGCCCUGGAAAGCUGAUCCGUGUUCAUACUCCCGCCCUUCGCUGUGCCUUUGCUACACUUGGGGCCGCCAUCAACUCCGUGAAGGUGUGGGAUGCCCGCCGCUCACGUUGGGUGGAGGUGAACUGUGCCUACAAUUGCCCGGAGGAGGCGGCCGCAGAUACAGACUACAUGGGACCCACCGUGGGGCGUUAUGCUGGCCGCAUCAGCAAUGGCACAUUCACACUAGAUGGUGAAGAGCAACACGUAUCCCGCAAUAUGGAUGGUCGUCAUACCAUUCAUGGUGGUGCGGAUGCCUUUAACAAGCGUCAGUGGUCGUACUUCAUUUUGGAGUCGGAGGAUAUUGUCGGUGUGCGUUUCAGUCUUGUUUCUCCGCACAUGGACCAAGGAUUCCCAGCAGAAUUGCACAGUUACGUCUUUUACUAUGUGGAGCGAAGCAAGCCGAAUGUGUUGCACACGAGGUUCUCCGCCUUUAUUCCAGAAGGAUCACCAGCUGAUGCCACCGUGGUGAACAUCUUCAACCAUGCCUACUGGAACCUAAACGGUCUACCAGAAAGGAACACAGCAAGGAACCCACGCUGGACACAGCCGGAGAAGGUUCUCAACAUUGUACUCAAAAUGCCAUGCAGCCGCGUUGUGGAGGCAGAUACUUGUGGGAUUCCCACCGGUAAUUUAAAGGAUGUCACUGGCACUUGCCUGGACUUCCGCAAGGGUAAGCCACUUGGUGAGGAUAUAGACAACAAGGCUACUCUGAAGUGUGAUCCCUGUGGUUAUGACCACCCUCUGGUGGUGGACGGAUGGAAGGAGUCGGAGAAACACAAGCUUCUACUCAACGCAGUGGCCUACAGCCCAUCAUCACAUAUUCAGAUGAAGGUGUAUUCCACGUUCCCAAGCAUCUGGGUCUACACUGCAAACAAUAAGCCGGCAAAUGUGAGUGGCAGGAAGGGAGAGCGGUAUGGACGUCACACCGGUGUGUGUCUGGAGCCCCAGCACCUGCCGGACUGUCCAAACCAGCCAUCAUUCCCAUCUGUGGUGCUUCGCAAGGGAGAGACCUGGCGUGAGGCUAUAGUGAACGAGUUCAACGUUGUGAGCGACUCCCACAUGUGA
Molecule: messenger RNA, 1137 nt
Organism: Trypanosoma theileri
Lineage: Eukaryota; Euglenozoa; Kinetoplastea; Trypanosomatida; Trypanosomatidae
Product: aldose 1-epimerase-like protein
Exons: 1
Coding region: 1-1137 (378 amino acids)
Biological process (GO): glucose metabolic process; beta-D-galactose catabolic process via UDP-galactose, Leloir pathway
Molecular function (GO): carbohydrate binding; aldose 1-epimerase activity
Source: RefSeq, a predicted model, not a curated record